Molecule: messenger RNA, 345 nt
Organism: Cotesia congregata
Lineage: Eukaryota; Metazoa; Arthropoda; Insecta; Hymenoptera; Braconidae
Source: the annotation of a GenBank genome assembly
AUGGCUAAGGUAACAAUAAUUAUUUUGAUGGCUGUUUUGUCGCUUGCGCUUGGCGCAGCAAUAAAAAAAAAAGAAAUAGACUUCAAAAAGGAUAAAAGAGGACUCAUUGAUCUGGGAUACGGAUACGCUCUCACUCCGGAUUAUAUCUACUCGCAAAAAGAGUAUGUUUUACAGCCGCAAGUUUCUGUCUACAAUCCGUACCACCUUGGAGGAGUUAAAUCCGUCCCAGUAGCUCCAACGUUUCACCAGAUACCGCUAGCUGUUCAAGUACCUGAUGCGACCUUUCAUCAGCCGUACGCCCAACACUACUCUUAUGGAAUCGCACAGCCGAUUAUCAUUGACUAA